Spinacia oleracea (spinach) is the source of this 2764-nucleotide messenger RNA. RefSeq names its product putative DEAD-box ATP-dependent RNA helicase 29. Gene Ontology annotation, molecular function: ATP binding; RNA helicase activity; RNA binding. The coding region runs from base 90 to 2552 and encodes 820 amino acids. The record is from RefSeq and is a predicted model, not a curated record. NCBI's taxonomy places the organism in Eukaryota, Viridiplantae, Streptophyta, Magnoliopsida, Caryophyllales, Amaranthaceae. The transcript has 11 exons. Gene Ontology annotation, cellular component: cytosol; nucleus.
CGCACCAGUUCUCCCAACCUAAAACCCUUUCUCAGUUUCUCCCCUUCCUCCUAAAACCCCUCACCUAUCUCUCUCUUCGCCACCCUCCAAUGGCGAACAACCGCACCGGAGGUUUCCUAGUAAGCUCUCAAUCGGAGCUAAUACACAAAGAGAAGAAGGAGAAGAAAUCGAAAUCAGGUGGAUUUGAAUCCUACAAUUUUUGCCCAAAUGUUUUCAAUGCAAUCAAAAGGAAGGGUUACAAAGUACCAACCCCAAUUCAGCGCAAAACUAUGCCUGUCAUUCUCGCUGGCGCUGACGUCUGCGCCAUGGCUCGUACUGGGUCUGGUAAAACGGCGGCGUUUCUUAUCCCUAUGUUGGAGAAAUUGAAGCAGCAUGUUCCUCAGCAGGGUAUUAGGGCUUUAAUUUUGUCUCCGACUAGGGAUUUGGCUCUUCAGACUAUGAAAUUUUGCAAGGAGUUGGGCCGUUACACAGAUCUCCGUAUGAGUCUUCUAGUUGGUGGGGAUUCAAUGGAAAAUCAAUUUGAAGAAUUGGCUCAAAAUCCUGACAUCAUUAUUGCCACACCGGGUAGGCUGAUGCAUCAUUUGUCUGAGGUAGAUGACAUGACACUUCGAACAGUGGAAUAUGUGGUCUUUGAUGAAGCCGAUACUUUAUUUGAUUCGGGUUUUGCUGAGCAGUUGCAUAAAAUUCUGACACAGUUGAGUGAGAGUCGGCAGACUUUGCUGUUUAGUGCAACUAUGCCAAGUGCUUUGGCAGAGUUUGCUAAGGCUGGUCUGCGAGAUCCUCAGCUUGUGCGCCUAGAUGUGGAUAAAAAAAUUAGUCCAGACUGUAAAUUUGUCUUUUUCACGUUGAGGCCGGAAGAGAAACAGGCAGCCUUAGUGUAUUUGAUUAGGGAGGUAAUCAAUCCUAAUGAGCAAAUGUUAAUCUUUGUUUCCACCAGACACCAUACAGAAUUCCUCAGAUUGUUGCUUUCACUAGAGGGUAUUGAGUCCAAUGUGUGUUAUGGUGAUAUGGACCCAGAAGCUCACAGAAUUAGCAUUUCAAAGUUCCGAUCUGGAAAAAUUAAGAUGCUUAUUGUUACAGAUGUGGCUUCUAGAGGCAUAGAUAUUCCUUUGCUUGAUAAUGUAAUUAAUUGGGACUUUCCUUCAAAUCCGAAAAUGUUUGUGCACCGUAUUGGAAGAGUAGCUAGGAAUGGUCGGACUGGUACAGCGUACUCUUUUGUGACGCCUGAAGACCUGCCUUACGUUUUGGAUCUUCAUCUCUUUUUGUCAAAACCCAUCAGGCCUGCUCCAUCAGAGGAGGAGGUUCUAAAGGAUAUAAAUGGGGUUAUAGAUAAAAUCGAUCAAGCUAUGGCCAACGGUGUGACUGUAUAUGGGCGGUUUCCUCAGACUGUUAUAGAUCUUGUUCAAGAUAAAGUUCGGGAUGACAUUGAUUCAUCUGCAGAUUUAUAUGCUCUGCAGAGGUCUUGUACUAAUGCAUUCCGUGAGUAUUCAAGGUCAAAACCUGCACCGUCGUCGGCAUCAAUCCGGAGGGCAAAAGAGUUAUCCCGUGAAGGUUUGCAUCCUAUGUUCAAAGGUGUGUUGCAAGGCAAUGAGCUGAGUGCUUUAGCGUUCACUGAACGCUUGAAAUCUUUCAGACCCAAGCAAACAAUCUUGGAAGCUGAAGGUCGUGCUGCGAUGUCAAAACGUCUAAAGGGUUCUUCUAGUCAAUGGGUUGAUGUGAUGAAAAAGAAGAAGGCCAUCCAUGAGUCGAUUAUUAACCAGGUGCAUAAGCAAAGCUCCAUUGAUAAGGCAGCCAAGGAAGAUGAACCUGACUUCAUUUCUGUCGAGACAAAGGAGAAAAAAGAAACUGUUGGUUCUAAAAGGAAAGCAAGGAGCUUCAAGGAUGACGAGUUUUUUAUCAAUCCAGUGCCAACAAACCAGCAUUCGGAGGCUGGGCUCUCGGUACGAGCUAGCCAAGGCUUUGGAUCAAAUAGGUUGGAUUCAGCUGUUAUGGAUCUAGUUGCAGACGAUAAAGUGGGCAUGCAGAGACAAAAAACCAUCUAUCACUGGGAUAAGAAAAGUAAAAAGUAUAUCAAGCUUAACAAUGGUGAUCGUGUAACUGCAACUGGAAAGGUUAAGACUGAAGGAGGGCAAAAAGUGAAGGCUCAGAGAACUGGGAUUUAUAAAAAGUGGAAAGCAAGUACACACAAUAAAAUUGCCUUUAAAGGAACUGAUAAUGGAGACCAUGGUGCAUCAACAUCAACCUCUGGCUUUGCAGGUGGUCGGUUUAAUAACAGGUUCAACGGACGCAACCAACAACGACCAAUACCAAAUGCAAAUGUUCCAUCGGAAAUCAAAAACCUUGAGCAAGUUCGUAAAGAGAGACAAAAGAAGGCAACUAAACUAUCUCUUAUGAAGCAGAAUUCAAAGAAGGAUAAAUUUGGUAGAACUGGCAAGAAACGACAGGGCGGAAAAGGUGCACCGGCCGGAAAGGGCGGGAAAGGUGGACAUGGCGGAAAAGGUGGACCGGGCGGAAAAGGCGGAAAGGGUGGAAAAGGCGGAAAGGCCUGGUAGAAGAUGUAUGAUCUUCCUCUCAAAGGGGGCUAGCUCAUUUUUUGACCUUAAAAAUACAAAUUUGUCAUUGUAAUGUUGGUAUGCAGUUUUAUUAUUAUUAUCGUUCAUUUUCCCUUAACCUGUAAUUGUUUUGAACCCUGAUUUGUAUGGCGCGUAAAGUUGUUAGCAGAAGUAGAUUGAAUAAGAUUUCUAGUCGAAUUUGAAGCCUAAAA